Messenger RNA from Morone saxatilis (striped sea-bass), 776 nucleotides. Its product is annotated as vitelline membrane outer layer protein 1 homolog. The coding region runs from base 49 to 681 and encodes 210 amino acids. NCBI's taxonomy places the organism in Eukaryota, Metazoa, Chordata, Actinopteri, Moronidae. The transcript is spliced from 4 exons. The record is from RefSeq and is a predicted model, not a curated record.
CUUGUCAGUUGGCAUUUCAGAGUGAAACACUGACUCACUGCUGUCAAUAUGGCAAGUCUGUUCACCGUUGUGGCCCUGCUUGCUGUGCUGUCCGGAGGGUUAUGUGAGGAGAAAACCUUUUUGCAGCGAGCCGGUGCUGCCUUUAGCACAAGACACUACAAAUCUAUGCUUACUGUGAACAACGGGGAGCAGUUUGGAAACUGGACCUGGCCUGAGAUGUGUCCUGACCAGUUCUUUGCUGUUGGCUUCAGUAUCAGGGUGGAGUCUAACCAGUAUGGGGCUGAUGACACUGCCCUGAACGGCAUCCGCCUCAUUUGUGCCAAAGACGGCAACCGAAGCUUCCUGUACUCGAUCGAAUCCCACACCGGCUACUUCGGUGACUGGUCCAGCCCACAGUACUGCCCCAGUGGUGUGCUCACCUCUUUCCAGAUUCGUGUGGAGCCCCAUCAGGGUCUGUUCGGUGACGACACGGCCAUGAACAACAUCAAGUUCCGCUGCAGCAGCAACCCGACGCUGGAGGGCCCCGGCAUGGACUGGGGAGAGUACGGCUAUUGGAGCCAGGAGUGUCUUGAUGGAGGAAUCUGCGGCAUUGAGACCAAGAUGGAGGAAUACCAGUAUGGCCUCGAUGACUCCAGCCUCAAUGAUGUGCGCUUUCAUUGCUGUGCCAAGUCUCAGCAGUAAAAGGUGAGGUGAGGUGAACACGAAGCCGACCUGAUGCAGUUCGUCUCCAAUGACCUGAACUCAAGGAUGACAAAUAAUAAAAAGUCUCAUUUGAA